Conger conger (European conger) is the source of this 1617-nucleotide messenger RNA. RefSeq names its product nicotinamide N-methyltransferase-like. The record is from RefSeq and is a predicted model, not a curated record. Gene Ontology annotation, cellular component: cytosol. NCBI's taxonomy places the organism in Eukaryota, Metazoa, Chordata, Actinopteri, Anguilliformes, Congridae. The transcript has 3 exons. Gene Ontology annotation, molecular function: N-methyltransferase activity. The coding region runs from base 138 to 929 and encodes 263 amino acids.
AUAUGCCCCCUUGAUUCAAGGGCAUAUAGGCUUAUAAAAGGAAUGUGUCUUACUGUUAUUGGAUAAACGUCGUUUGUGAAUCCCAUCAAUAACUUUAUUUGAAACACAAGCACUGAGAAACGCACAGUAACACAACUAUGGCUGACUCAGACCACGUAACAUUUACAGAAGGCACAUUUUACCAGGGACAUUUUGACAGCAGAGCAUACUUAAAAAAUUACUUAACGGCUAGCGGUGAAUGCCCUAAGGUUUUGGCUUUCCUUCUACGCUGCCUGCACGAGACAUUUGCAUCAGGAAAUCUCAAGGGCAAGAAGCUGAUAGAAAUAGGAUGUGGACCUACAGUCUAUUGUUUAAUAAGUGCCAGCAAAUACUUUGAAGAAAUGGUGAUGUCAGACUUUACCGACUGCAAUCGCAGAGAGGUUGAGAUGUGGCUGAAAAAUGAGGAGGGCUGUUAUGACUGGCGUCCCGUCAUCCAGUUUGUCUGUGACCUGGAAGGCAGAAGCAGGUCACCAGAAGAGGUGGAGCAGAGGAUGAAGCAGGCAGUGAAGCAGGUGCUGAAAUGUGACGUUCGAGAGAAGAACCCUUUCCACCCUCUGACCAUGGAGCCGGCGGACUGCAUAGUGUCCAGUCUGUGUCUGGAGGCUGCCUGCAAGGACCAGGAGACGUACCGCCGGGCUCUGGGCAGUAUCGCGGCUCUCAUUAAACCUGGGGGUGCACUUGUGCUCAUUGGGGUCCUCAAUGAGACCUUCUACCUCGUGGGGCAGCACAGGUUCUCCUGUCUGGUUCUCAGUCAGAGCAUAAUUGAGGAGAUUCUGCGCGACCUGGGCUUCUCCAUCAAGCAGGUCAACAUCCAGUUAACGGAUGGGAGCGAAAAAGAGUUCUAUGAUGCCGAGUCGUUUUUUCACCUGGUUGCUCACAAAACAAAAUAGGAUUUAGUUGAAUUGAGGAUUUGUUUUUGUUUUUUUAUAUAUAUACACAGGCAUUUGUGAACCAACGGCCUGUUUGAGGAUAAAAUUUGACCAAAAUAUAUUAACGGACUCACUUGAAUCAGAAUGCGUGAUGUAUUUUUUAAAUCAUCUAAAAUAAUUAUGUGAAAAUAUUCUGAAUGGGAGACAUGGUCUUUUUAUUUUUUACAUUACAUUACAUUAUUGGCAUUUGACAGACGCUCUUAUCCAGAGCGACGUACAACAAAGUGCAUACCCAUAACCAGGGAUAAGUUCGCUGAAAGACCCUAGAGGGAAGUACAAUUUAUUUGGGUGGAAAAAGGUAGUGCAUGUCAUACAUUACAUUUGGUAGUAAAAAAAAAAGAAAAAAAUAACUGCUCAGUCACUGCCCAUUUUCCAGCACAGUCUCACUCAGCUCUUCACACUGGACAUUGACAAGCUAUAAAUGUACUUCCCUGUGGGAGUGCCCUAUGACAACUUCUAUCACCUGUAUUCAUCGUCUACCCCUCUUAUGGCACUUUCUAUUUUAACUGAUUCUUUAUGUGAAUUGCACCUUAUCCGGUCUGUUCUGUAGUUCUAAUGACCUUUGCUAUGGACUUAUUGUACGUUGUUUUGGAUAAAAGGGUCUGCUGAAUAAAUGUAAUGUCAUUGUAAUAAAAUGCAUAUGUCCAUA